Messenger RNA from Pelagomonas calceolata, 683 nucleotides. The record is from the annotation of a GenBank genome assembly. Lineage: Eukaryota; Pelagophyceae; Pelagomonadales; Pelagomonadaceae.
AGCUGCUUUGGCUCGAGGUGUAAACGCAAGCACAACUCCAUAGCUCCUAGGGCUCAUCGGAGCACGAACCAGAGAGCUGGGUUCAGUCGGCGUUGCUGUCUUGCGAUAGCGACCCAAGAAACACUGAGCCUAACCGUAGAAACAGCAAGCAAAGCACUACAGGCUGUAAUAUGAGGGCAGCGCUCGCGCUCUUGGCGCUGGCCGUGCCGGCUGCUUGUUUCGUGUCGCCGCAGCGACGGCUGGCCGCGCGACCGCUCUUUGCCGAGGAAAAUGCUGAUUUUGAUCCCAAUGCGAAAGUGAGCCAGCUCGACGAGGUCCUCAUCCAGUGGGGGAUUAAAGAUGACCCGCGCGUCCCCGAGGAGUGCCGCGUCGACCCCAUGACGCGCAUCAAGGAGGCGGGCAAGGCCGGCGUCGCGGCCUACACUUUGACCGAAUUUGCGUUUUGGCUGGGGAGCGUGCCGCUGGCCAUCGCGCUUGUCGCGUACACGACCGGAAGUUUACCGGACUUCGCCACCACGGAGGGCAAGGAGGCCGUCGCGGGCUACGUCUUCGUCUUCAUCAACUUCGCGCGCGUCAUCGUGCCGCUGCGCAUCGCGUUAGCCUUGGCGCUCGCGCCGUGGUGCGAGCGGAACAUCAUCGAGAAGUUCUUCCCGGCGAAGGUGCCCGACGAGUGCGAGGUCUAG